UAACUCGACGUCCAGGCAAGCAGACCGCAGACCGCGCCGGGUGCAAGGACAACUCGGAUAAAGCAAUAAAAACAAAACGAGCAUUUCAUAAUAAAAUUAAAAACUGUUGCGGUUGGGCAUAAGUCCCAUAACUCACACGCCCCUUAAUGGCAAGACUUCUUACUUACUUAUACGAAGUGAACCACACAUAAAUUGCUGCCAUAGUUAAUUGCUAUGUGAAUGCACUCAACCAGCAUUUAAAUAAACAGAAUAUCCCUGGAGGCAGUGAGGACUAAGUGAAAGUUAAGUUUCCGAGAGCUGUAUUUAAGGAUUGGCAACAUUUAAGAGAGUAAAGUAGAGUGCAUGUUGUGCCCCAUUCCUUUGUUUUCCUGGUUAACACCCACAACCCACGGCACACAACCCAUUCCCACAACUGUUGGGAGGGUUCAUUGACUACCACUAAAGGUGGAACGAUACGGAUACGAUGAAGUCAUGCUACUACCGCUUAUGAGCACACCCCCACUGUAGUGAGAACCGGGCAAUGUGUUGCUUCUGUGCUCGUCUUUAAGCAACAAAAAGGACUCUGGCAAAAUGCAUCAAGUACUCAGCUAUGAGACGGCCGUGCGGGCAAACAGCUCCCGCGAAUACCGCGAAUAUGUCUCAAAGCGAACGUGCGCCUCUCUGGUGCUGACAAUUGCCUUCUUCAUGCUGAUAACAGGCUACUUGCUGGGAAAUUUUGUGUCCGAGCGAAAGUAUCACAUACUGCAGCUGACAAAGAGCGUAAUCAAGGACAUAGAUGGCGAGAGAUCCGUUCAAAUGAGCAACGCGGAUUAUGCCAGGCUGCAGGAACUACAAGCAUAUCAAAAGACAAAGGAACAAAUAUUGGCCACCGCCCAGGUGCUCAACAAACUGCAGCAGCAGGACGAGGGCGACACAUACUUGGCCACCUCGUUGAACACGGAAAUCUUCAACAAGUACAUCAGCUGCACCCAGGAUAUCCCACCAAACACCACCAUACCAGCCAGCCAGUUUAUCGAGCAACUGAUCGACAACACGGUGGCCAGGCAGCGGCAUUGCAUGAGGAUCAUUCAGGUGGUCAUCGACAAUCAUCUGGCCAACAGUCAGCUUUAAGGGAAAUCAAAACUGAGAAUGGAUUAGAGAGACUUAAGAGGGGUCCAAGGAAUUACUCACAGGUGUGGUGCUUAUGCUUAGGUGU
Messenger RNA from Drosophila subobscura, 1195 nucleotides. RefSeq lists its product as uncharacterized. Lineage: Eukaryota; Metazoa; Arthropoda; Insecta; Diptera; Drosophilidae. The record is from RefSeq and is a predicted model, not a curated record. The transcript is spliced from 2 exons. The coding region runs from base 571 to 1110 and encodes 179 amino acids.